Messenger RNA from Trichoderma reesei QM6a, 1377 nucleotides. RefSeq lists its product as uncharacterized. Gene Ontology annotation, biological process: glycerophospholipid biosynthetic process. The record is from RefSeq and is a predicted model, not a curated record. Gene Ontology annotation, cellular component: mitochondrion. The coding region runs from base 1 to 1377 and encodes 458 amino acids. The transcript has a single exon. NCBI's taxonomy places the organism in Eukaryota, Fungi, Ascomycota, Sordariomycetes, Hypocreales, Hypocreaceae.
AUGUCACCCACGUCAACAACCCACGAUGCCAUCGAGGUUCCCGCCACGAGGUCUCCCCAUGCCGAUGCCUCCAAGUACAUGCACAACCUGUCUCUCUCCCCCUCAAUGAGAGAUAGGAGGGCUUCUCGAAACUCAUUUGGCGCCUCCCUCCCCAUUCCCCGCUCCAAGCGACAGUCCCGCCUCAGCUCAGUUCACUAUCCCGAUCGAGAUGCCAUCAUGGGCAAGGGGGUUAUCCCCCCCCAGAAGACUCGAGAUAUCCUGGCUGCUCAGGUCCAGGACAUUUCUGCAGACAAGGCAAAGAAAGCCAAGAACAUGGCGUUCGUCUUUGACAUUGACGGUGUCCUGGUGCAUGGCGAUCGACUGAUUCCAGAGGGAAAGAGGGCGCUGGAAAUCUUGAACGGCGACAACGAACUCGGCAUCAAGAUUCCACACAUCUUCCUGACCAACGGAUCUGGCAAGCCGGAGCUGGCCCGCACGGAGCAGCUGUCCAAGAUCCUUCAGAACCCCGUGAGCACAGAACAGUUCAUCCAGUCUCACACACCAAUGCGAGCACUCGCCGAAUACUACAACACGGUGCUUGUCGUCGGCGGUGAGGGUUACCGCUGCCGCGAGGUGGCGGAGCAGUACGGAUUCCGCGACAUCGUCGUGCCCAACGACAUUGUGGCCUGGGACCCCACGAUCGCGCCGUAUCGCGUCUUCACGGAGGAAGAACGCGCCAGUUCGCGGCCCCGCGACUUCUCCAAGACGAACAUUGAGGCUAUUCUCGUCUUUUCCGACUCGCGUGACUACGCUACCGACAUGCAAAUCAUUGUCGAUCUGCUACGAUCCGAGAACGGCAGACUGCUCACUGUAGCCAAGGACCCCGUUUCUCAGAGGAUCCCCAUCUACUUUUCUCAGGGUGAUAUGCUGUGUCCCACAGAGCACCCCAUUCCGCGUAUGAGCCAAGGCGCGUUCCGAAUCGGCCUUGAAGCGAUGUACAAAGCGCUCACCGGCGUUGAUCUCGAGCGUGUUGUCUACGGAAAGCCCGAGAUGGCGACGUACAAGUACGCCGACGAGGUGCUGGCGUCCUGGAUGGAGCAGCUUCACGGCGAGGAGCGCAUUCCCGACAACAUCUACAUGGUUGGCGACAACCCGGCCUCAGACAUCAUCGGAGGCAACAUGUAUGGCUGGAACACUUGCCUGGUACGCACCGGUGUUUUCCAGGGUGGUGAUAACGAUGAGGCCAACCCGGCCAACUUUGGCGUCUUUGCCAAUGUCCUCGAGGCUGUCAAAGCCGCAUGCCGGAAAGAACUCGGAGAGUCUUUUGGAUUUGAAUGGGAUGAUCGUGUCAACCCCGUGCUUCACGGUGAGAAGCAUGUUGCGUCGGCGAUUGAGUAA